GAUGAUGCAUCCUACUGAAGAGAUCCUGAAAGAGCUGUGUAAGCCAGCACAGCUCCAGAGACUUCUGAAGAUUGAAAGCCCGCCACUGCUCUGGCUGGUGCUCAGAAGCCUUGUCCUCCUCCUGUCCAAGGAACCUGACAUGGCAAGAGAAAUACGGACCCUGCUUCCAGCCGUCAUGGAGGCCUUGCGGUUUGCCAAUACCUCCAUUACUCUGAAGGUGCUGAAGAUCUUCAGAAAUAUAAUGCGCCAUCUGGGGAAACGGCAUGCCAGUUCCAUUGCUCUGAAGCUGGCUGUGAAGAUUCUGCCUCUUUUUAAUCAUGUGUCAAGUGAAGUGCGAGACAACUCCAUCUACCUCUUCAAAGAUCUGAUGGACGCUGUGCUGUGGUAUAAGAAGGGAAACAUGAAGAAUGUUGUGUGCAAGGCCCUGCUUCCUCUGCUAUUUCAGAUGAGUGACAAGACCACGAGCGUAGCACAGGCAUCUGGGGAAGCCCUUGUGGCUUGUGCAAAAUUCCUGAAGUGGGAGGAGCUCGAGCACUGGGCCCAGGAGGAGAACACAGUGGGGAUCAGGAUGUGUUUGCUGCACCAGGACAAGAUGAGUGUGAAAGGAUACCUGAGACAGAGCCUGCCAUACCUGAAGGAUUCUCAGGCCUCCUUGCGAUGCGAGGCUGUCAAAUUCAUCGGGCUGGCUGUGCAGUACUCCAGGGAACAAAGUAAGGAAGUGCUGGAUGAAAUCUGCAGUGCCCUUCAGCCUUUGGAAGAUGACGUCUAUCUGUCAGUCCGUUUCCUGGCAGCCCAGACAAUACAGACUCUGACACAUCGAAGGCAGCAGGCACCAUCAGCAGGGAGCAGGCUCUCAGCACUUUGCUGCUGGCCCUGCAUGGCCAUCUAAAAUUCUUGUGCAGAGACAUUGCUAUGACACGCAUUCCUGUCAUGCAAGACAGAUCCCUUCAACAAUGGAAGGAACCCAGGAGCACGGACAUCCUGAAACAAAGAACAGGAACCGAGCUGGUUAGGACUGGGUCUGUACUUGGUGACUGACAAAGGUGAAAAGUACACCAGAAAGCCUUUGUGAGGAAGACUUGGAGAAGACCUCUGCCUGUGACCACCAGAGAGCAGCACGCGUGCACGCAGAGGCGGAACGUAUCGUAAUGAUUUCCCCAACCUAAUUGGAACGAUAUGAUGAGAUCUUGGAACAGUUUGAGCAAGCUUAACCCACCUGGUAACCCACCUGAUGUGUCAUCUUAUCUAUAUGUAUGAUUUUGUAUGCUAAAUAAGCAACCAACAAGUGUUUUGUUGUGCGAGUUAGGAGUCAUCACCCUCGCACCCACCACCAUAAUAAACAUACCAACUUUAUAACCUUCCAUGCCUUAUGGAGUUUGAUUCUGUAUGUUGCAUCCGUCCUUACAAAGAGGAUUCUAAUUAAAACUCAGAUUGCAAGGCGGCUCCCUUGGUGUCCUCCUGUGUUGAGCUUAUGUGCAAAGUUUCUGUAGCGGUGGGCUGCAGGAGUCAGCACGUAAGCUGACAGUACUCAGCUGGGAAAUGCUGUUGAUUCUCUCCAGGGGCACAAGAGGCCUCGGGUAGGGAUACAGAUCCUUUGGAGAACUGGACAAUC
Messenger RNA from Meleagris gallopavo (turkey), 1612 nucleotides. The record is from RefSeq and is a predicted model, not a curated record. Lineage: Eukaryota; Metazoa; Chordata; Aves; Galliformes; Phasianidae.